Molecule: messenger RNA, 381 nt
Organism: Lactuca virosa
Lineage: Eukaryota; Viridiplantae; Streptophyta; Magnoliopsida; Asterales; Asteraceae
Source: the annotation of a GenBank genome assembly
AUGACUGAUCUGUUUUUGCUUCUACCCUGGAACGAAACAAUUGCCAAUGAUUCCACACACUACCUCCAGCAUUGCCCUACACUACCUCCGACUCCAACCCACAUACACGUCGUCUACAACCUACAAUGCUCCCCAUACACGAUUACAAUCUCGAGCAACACUGCCAUCAGCAGCACCAACACUAACACCUCCACCCUACCACUGCAGUCUCUGCCUCCAUUAUGCCUCUACCUAUUGGGGCUCUCUCGACUCUCUCUAGCGCUUCACUGGCGCUACCUCCUCUCCGCCUCCCUCGUAUUACCCCCACUUUGCCUACCCAGUGUAUCCUGCUUCGUUAUCUCUCUCUACCCACCAAUUCCAGUCAAGUUCCAGGGCUUUUGA